Perognathus longimembris pacificus (Pacific pocket mouse) is the source of this 958-nucleotide messenger RNA. It is a transcript of the gene Dnase1, whose product is annotated as deoxyribonuclease 1. NCBI's taxonomy places the organism in Eukaryota, Metazoa, Chordata, Mammalia, Rodentia, Heteromyidae. The coding region runs from base 82 to 930 and encodes 282 amino acids. The record is from RefSeq and is a predicted model, not a curated record. Gene Ontology annotation, biological process: DNA catabolic process. Gene Ontology annotation, molecular function: DNA nuclease activity. The transcript is spliced from 9 exons. Gene Ontology annotation, cellular component: nucleus.
GACUCUGCUUUGUAAAGGGCAUCAGAGAGUAUUCCAGACUCCUGGCACGAAACCCAUCGUCUCUGUAGACAUUACUUCAGGAUGAGGGGCAUCAUGCUGAUGGGGACACUAGUUGCCCUGGCCUGUCUACAGCAGGCGGCUGUGUCUUUGAGGAUCGCAGCCUUCAACAUCCAGACUUUUGGGGAGACCAAGAUGUCCAAUGACACCCUCUCCAGAUACAUUGUGAAGAUCCUGAGUCGCUAUGACAUCGCCCUUGUCCAGGAGGUCAGAGACACCUACCUGGCAGCUGUGGGGAAGCUGCUGGACGAACUCAACCAGGACGUACCAGACACCUAUCGCUAUGUGGUCAGUGAGCCGCUGGGACGCAGCAGCUACAAGGAGCAGUACCUUUUUGUGUACAGGCCUGACCAGGUCACGGUGCUGGACAGCUACUACUACGACGAUGGCUGUGAGCCCUGUGGGAACGACACCUUCAGCAGAGAGCCAGCCAUUGUCAGGUUCUCCUCCCCGUUCACCAGUGUCAGCGAGUUCGCCAUCGUGCCCUUGCACGCAGCCCCCACUGAGGCUGUCACUGAGAUUGAUGCUCUCUAUGAUGUCUACCUGGAUGUCCAGCAGAAGUGGGGCCUGAAGGACGUCAUGUUGAUGGGUGAUUUCAACGCAGGCUGCAGCUAUGUGACCCCCUCUCAGUGGUCCUCCAUCCGCCUGCGCACAAGCCCUGCCUUCAAGUGGCUGAUUCCUGACUCCGCUGAUACCACGGUCUCUUCUACGCACUGUGCCUACGAUAGGAUCGUGGUGGCUGGAGAGCUGCUCCAGGAUGCUGUCGUUCCUGACUCAGCUGCUCCCUUUGACUUCCAGGCAGCAUACAAACUGAGCGUCCCUCUCGCCAAAGCCAUCAGUGAUCACUACCCUGUGGAGGUAACACUCCAGUGAGAGCACUGCCUGCUUCAGCACAUCUGGA